Molecule: messenger RNA, 1662 nt
Organism: Momordica charantia (bitter melon)
Lineage: Eukaryota; Viridiplantae; Streptophyta; Magnoliopsida; Cucurbitales; Cucurbitaceae
Gene: NST-K1
Product: nucleotide sugar transporter-KT 1
Source: RefSeq, a predicted model, not a curated record
AGUACUUGCCUCGACCUUUCUCAGUUUUGACCCGUCUAUCGCCUGCCUGAUUUUUGUUUGUUUCCGGGGAAAAGUCCUUUUCCCGCGAACCAUAGAGGAAACAUCUUCAAUUCUCUUCUUUAAUUUGUUGAAUUUGUUCUUCUGGAGCGUGUCCUUCGGUUAGCUAUUCUUUCUGUUGUUCCGGAUUCUUUGUCUCCUGCGCAGUCGGCGAGAAGUGGAUCUAAUUUAAUAUAGUUUUGUUAAGCAUCAAGAUCAAGCACUUCUUUUUUUCUUUUGAAUGAAGAUUGAGGACUUAAACGACUGAUUAAAGACCAAGUUAUAGAUUAUAAUGUCUUCACCCGGCAAGAUUGAUCAGAAGGCAACUCUUGAUGCUGCCUCAUGGAUGUUCAAUGUUGUCACAUCUGUUGGGAUAAUCAUUGUCAAUAAAGCAUUGAUGGCCACAUAUGGAUUCAGCUUUGCUACAACUUUAACGGGCCUACAUUUUGCCACAACCUCCUUGUUGACUUUUAUUCUUAAGCAACUUGGUUAUAUUCAAGAUUCUCAUUUACCAUUCCUCGACAUUCUAAAAUUUGUUAUAUUUGCGAACUUCUCCAUCGUGGGAAUGAAUGUGAGCUUAAUGUGGAAUUCUGUUGGGUUCUAUCAGAUCGCGAAGCUGAGUAUGAUCCCAGUAUCUUGUUUUCUAGAAGUUGUUUUGGAUAAGGUGCAAUACUCAAGGGACACAAAACUUAGCAUACUGUUAGUUCUACUUGGUGUUGGAGUUUGUACUGUCACUGAUGUUAGUGUCAACAUGAAAGGUUUUGUGGCUGCCAUCGUGGCAGUAUGGAGCACUUCCUUGCAGCAGUAUUAUGUACAUCAUCUCCAGCGAAAAUAUUCUCUUGGAUCCUUCAACUUAUUGGGUCAUACUGCACCAGUGCAGGCAGCUUCUUUGUUGUUAGUCGGGCCCUUUUCAGACUACUGGUUGACUGGAAAGAGAGUUGAUGCCUACAGAUAUACUUUUAUAUCCUUGUCGUUCUUAAUCCUUUCGUGUACCAUUGCGGUAGGGACCAAUCUCAGCCAGUUCAUAUGCAUUGGUCGGUUCACUGCUGUGACAUUCCAAGUGCUUGGCCAUAUGAAGACCAUUUUAGUCUUGACCCUAGGAUUCAUUUUCUUCGGGAAAGAGGGCCUCAACUUACAAGUAAUUAUAGGUAUGAUCAUUGCAAUUCUUGGAAUGAUAUGGUACGGCAAUGCCUCAUCUAAGCCAGGAGGGAAGGAGCGUCGUACUUUUUCCUCACCGAGCAGCAAAGCAUUAAAGCACACCGGAUCAGAAUCUUCUGACCCUGAUGAAAAGGUCUAGAGUUUGGUAGAAUUUUUAGUUUUUAUUUUUCCCCGCAAUAAUGUCCAUCGAAGAUAAAAUAAAAAAAAGGGAAAUGACAUAUAGAGAGAAAAAGAAACACUGGAUAUUUGACUUCAGCUGAUUCCAGGAGAUUCUUAACAGUAAUUGGCAGGUCCCUCACUGAUUUUAGUCCAUUAUAGCCUUUUUUUCCCCUUCUUUUAUUCACAUGAAAAGUAUUCCAUCUUUUGAAGGGAUGCAACCCAAAGGUUCCCCCUACAAAAAGUUUACAAUGUUACACAGACCACAGUUAUGAAUAGUAGAUUUUUCCCUGCAAGAGAUUUAUCUCUCCA